Messenger RNA from Gopherus evgoodei (Goodes thornscrub tortoise), 3610 nucleotides. It is a transcript of the gene CACNB3, whose product is annotated as calcium voltage-gated channel auxiliary subunit beta 3. The record is from RefSeq and is a predicted model, not a curated record. Lineage: Eukaryota; Metazoa; Chordata; Testudines; Testudinidae. Gene Ontology annotation, biological process: neuromuscular junction development; regulation of voltage-gated calcium channel activity; calcium ion transmembrane transport. Gene Ontology annotation, molecular function: high voltage-gated calcium channel activity; protein binding. Gene Ontology annotation, cellular component: voltage-gated calcium channel complex.
AGCCCCACGGGAGUGAGAGCCCCUGGCUCCCCCCACCCCGCCAAGCAGGGUGGGACCGAUACACUUUGCGCCCGCCUUGGGGGGUCCUUCCCACUCCUCCGCUAGCUCCUGCCUGUCUCUGACCCCGCACGCCCUGGGCUUCUCCAUGUAUGGCGACUCCUAUAUCCAUGGCUUCGAGGACUCCGAGGUGGGCUCAGCCGAUUCCUACACCAGCCGGCCGUCCUUGGACUCAGACGUGUCCCUGGAGGAGGAGAGCGAGACGGCCCAGCGCGAGGUGGAGAACCAGGCACAACAGCAGCUGGAGAGAGCCAAGCACAAGCCGGUAGCAUUUGCCGUACGUACCAAUGUCAGCUACUGCGGGGCCCUGGAUGAGGAGUGCCCUGUGCAGGGCUCCGCCAUCAACUUCGAAGCCAAAGAUUUCCUGCACAUCAAGGAGAAAUACAGCAAUGACUGGUGGAUCGGGCGGCUAGUGAAGGAGGGGGGGGACGUCGCUUUCAUCCCCAGUCCCCAGCGGCUGGAGGCCGUGCAGCUGAAGCAGGAGCAGAAAGCCAGGAGAUCUGGCAACGCCUCCGGCCUCGGGGACCCCAGCAAGCGGCGAUCGCCUCCCCCGUCCUUAGCAAAACAGAAGCAAAAGCAGGCAGAGCACAUCCCGCCCUACGACGUGGUUCCCUCCAUGAGACCAGUGGUGCUGGUGGGCCCCUCCCUGAAAGGAUAUGAGGUGACGGACAUGAUGCAGAAAGCGCUCUUCGACUUCCUCAAGCACAGGUUUGAUGGCAGGAUCUCGAUCACCCGCGUCACCGCCGACCUGUCCCUCGCCAAGCGCUCCGUCCUCAACAACCCGGGCAAGCGCGCCAUCAUUGAACGCUCCGCCACCCGCUCCAGCAUCGCUGAGGUGCAGAGCGAGAUCGAGCGCAUCUUCGAGCUGGCCAAGGCCCUGCAGCUGGUGGUGCUGGAUGCCGACACCAUCAAUCACCCGGCUCAGCUGGCAAAGACCUCGCUGGCCCCCAUCGUGGUCUACGUCAAGGUGUCCUCGCCCAAGGUGCUGCAGCGGCUGAUCAAAUCCCGGGGCAAGUCCCAGGUGAAGCACCUCAACGUGCAGAUGAUGGCAGCAGACAAGCUGGUGCAGUGCCCACCGGAGCUCUUUGACGUGAUCCUGGACGAGAACCAGCUGGAGGACGCCUGUGAGCACCUGGCCGAGUACCUGGAGGUGUACUGGAGAGCCACACACCCCCCACUGGGCGGGCAGCCCCUCCUGACGCCACCCGCCGCCAUCCCGGGCCUGCAGAACCAGCAGCUGCUGGGGGAGCGGGGAGGGGAGCACUCCCCCCUAGAGCACGACAGCCUGAUGCAGUCCGAUGAGGCGAGCGAGACCUCCCACAAGCCCUGGGCGGCCACCUCGCAGCACAGCGCCCAGCCCCUGGAGGACGAGUACCCAGACCCCUACCCGGAGCUGUACCAGCCCCACCGGCACCACAACAGCGGCCUGCACAGCGCCAACGGGCACUACUCUCAGGACCGGCUCCUGCAGCGCGAGGCCGAGCAGACCCACAACGACAGGAACAGGCAGUGCACCAGGCCCUGGGCCAAGGACAGCUACUGACGGGCACCAGCCCGGGCUCGCCCACCGACUGCACCGCUCCCCACUGUCAGAGCAGCCCCAUGGAGCCUGGCCUCCCAGCCUUCCCCCAAACACAGCCCCCCUUGCCAGGCGUGCAGCCCCUCCUGCAGCUGCUGGGGUCACACACUCCCUAACUGGACUACUGGGGGGGAGGAAAAGCCAUCUGUCCUCAGUCCCCCUGCCCCCGCUAGGCAUUGCUCAGACAAUCUCCCUGGAGGGAACCCCCCGGCCAGGGCACUGUUCUCACCCUGUCCAGCUGUGAGAGGAGAGGACACCUGGGGUCUAUGCACUGGCUGGCCCCUGCUCCAGGCCUCAGUUUCCCUGGUUAAAACUGCAUAGCUGGCAGUGCUUGUUCCAAGCCCCUCCGGCCCCCUUGGCCUCUGCCAUGGGGCUGGGCUGGGCUCCCUGGGGCAGGGCCUGGGAGUCCAGCUAACGGCACAAUUUGCUAAGUGCAAAACCCCUAAGGGGAGGGUGAGGAGCCUGGAUGCUGCCCCCCUCCCCUCCUUCAGUGGAGCUCAGCCCUGAUUCCUCCUCAGCCUGCCCCCCACAUCCACCGGCCCGGCCCCAUGGCCCACACCCAUAACCACUAGCAUCCAGCCACGACACAGAGAAGCCUGUGCAUAGUGCACCCCACUGCCCUGGACUGGCCACUGUGCGCCUGAGGGGGGCACAGGUGCUACCCGACUAGCGGCAGAAGGAGAUUCCCCCCUGCCUCGGGGGGGCCGGGAAGCAUGGAGCGGCCACGGAUUUGUUACAGCUCUUGUAUAGGAAGCACUUGCUGCCCUGACAACCUGUAGCCUGUUUAACAAAGAAGCGUUUGCAGUUUAGAGAUGGUGUUUGCGUGUUUGCCAGUUAGGGCCAGAACCCGGCAGCCUGUGCUCACUGAGGGGCGGGGGGGGGCAAGGGGCUGGGCACCAGAACCCCCCAGCCUGUGCUCACCAAGGGAGAACAAGGGCUCUUUCCAAACCCGACCUCCCAAACCCAUGGGGAGUAAAACUUUGCAGGUGGCCCUGGCAGCACAAGGGGUCCCACUCAAGCAUGCAGCAGCUCCCCCAACUUCUAUGGGCUCUGUGGAUCAGGGCCAGGGCUGGCCUGUCCUUCCCCCUGGGGGCAUGGUAGGGGUCCCCGCAGGCAGAGGUGGAGGAGCAGCGUGGGAGCUGGUUGAGACACAGCCCUGCCCUGUCCCCUUACCACAUCAGGCCUGGCUCUCCCCGGGCACCCCGUCCAGCCACAGGGGGUGAGGGCGGCAUGGCCAAUGUCCUGCGCACACAGACGCUCUCGGCAGCUUUAUUCCUGCUUUUCGCCUCAGAGUCAACAAGAAUUUAUACAUAAAAAAGGGCCCAAGCGAGAAUCCCACUGGCUGAUGGGAACACAGGAACAACGCCCCCAAAAGGAUAGCAGGUGCCAGCAAAAGCUCCUGGGAGCUAGUAGGGGCCAGAUCUCUCACACCCCCACCCCCACCGCUGUCCCCAUACCAGGUGAGAAGGGUUUGGCUUAACCCCUUAAAACAAUGGGUGGAGGGGGCUCUGCCCCCUCAAGGCCAGGGCCCCCCUGGGGAGAGGCAGCCUGCGGGCACUGCUGAGCCCCACGGCCUCGGCCGCCUGCAAAUGGCAGGAGUUGAGGCUACAGGCUGGAGGAGGGAGGAGCUGGCUGGUGGCUGCUCAGUCCCAGCUUUUCUGCACAGGGACCAGCCCCUGACACUUCCUGGGAGUCAGGACUGGAUGGGGAUCAGGAGCCGGGCACAGCCCCACCCCGCGGGGGACCGGAGCACAGCCAGCCUAGUUUGGUCCUAGGUGUUCUCCUGGCAAGCACUGUCCUCGGUGGAGCACCGGGACCCAGCCUGAGGGGCCUGGCUCCGGAUCCAGGCUCUGUUUAAAGCUCAGGCCUGGGAACACAAGGACAGAGUUGCUGCCCCAAACGGGGGCUCUUCCUCCAUCAGUCCCGCUUUGACCGAGGGGCUGGGGGUCACAAAUGACCUGCAGAGCUCCCCGC